Colletotrichum tamarilloi is the source of this 159-nucleotide messenger RNA. RefSeq lists its product as uncharacterized. The annotation marks the transcript as partial. The record is from RefSeq and is a predicted model, not a curated record. The transcript has a single exon. Lineage: Eukaryota; Fungi; Ascomycota; Sordariomycetes; Glomerellales; Glomerellaceae.
AAUAUAUUAAUAGCGGGUAUUAUAAAAAUUAGCUUCAGCCUAGGUAAGGAAAUUAUUAUUAUAAGUAUAGUAAAAAUAAAAAUAUAUUUUAAAACAAUAACUUUUUAUAUUCUACUCGUUAAUACUUUAUUUUUCUUAUAUUUAAAAAAUUUAAAUUAA